This is a messenger RNA of Pteronotus mesoamericanus, 795 nucleotides long. RefSeq names its product homeobox C4 (gene HOXC4). The transcript has 2 exons. NCBI's taxonomy places the organism in Eukaryota, Metazoa, Chordata, Mammalia, Chiroptera, Mormoopidae. The coding region runs from base 1 to 795 and encodes 264 amino acids. Gene Ontology annotation, cellular component: nucleoplasm; nucleus. Gene Ontology annotation, biological process: embryonic skeletal system morphogenesis; anterior/posterior pattern specification; positive regulation of transcription by RNA polymerase II. Gene Ontology annotation, molecular function: DNA-binding transcription factor activity, RNA polymerase II-specific; RNA polymerase II cis-regulatory region sequence-specific DNA binding. The record is from RefSeq and is a predicted model, not a curated record.
AUGAUCAUGAGCUCGUAUUUGAUGGACUCUAACUACAUCGAUCCGAAAUUUCCUCCAUGCGAAGAAUAUUCGCAAAAUAGCUACAUCCCUGAACACAGUCCGGAAUAUUACGGCCGGACCAGGGAAUCGGGAUUCCAGCAUCACCACCAGGAGCUGUACCCACCACCGCCUCCGCGUCCUAGCUACCCCGAGCGCCAGUAUAGCUGCACCAGUCUCCAGGGGCCAGGCAAUUCGCGAGCCCACGGGCCGGCCCAGGCGGGCCACCACCACCCUGAGAAAUCACAGCCGCUCUGCGAGCCGGCGCCUCUCUCAGGCGCCUCCGCCUCCCCGUCCCCAGCCCCGCCAGCCUGCAGCCAGCCAGCCCCUGACCAUCCCUCCAGCGCCGCCAGCAAGCAACCCAUAGUCUACCCAUGGAUGAAAAAAAUCCACGUUAGCACGGUGAACCCCAAUUAUAACGGAGGGGAACCCAAGCGCUCGAGGACAGCCUACACCCGGCAGCAAGUCCUGGAAUUAGAGAAAGAGUUUCAUUACAAUCGCUACCUGACCCGAAGGAGAAGGAUCGAGAUCGCCCACUCGCUGUGCCUCUCUGAGAGGCAGAUCAAAAUCUGGUUCCAAAACCGUCGCAUGAAAUGGAAGAAGGACCACCGACUCCCCAACACCAAAGUCAGGUCAGCGCCCCCGGCCGGCGCUGCGCCCAGCACCCUCUCGGCAGCCACCCCGGGCACUUCUGAAGACCACUCCCAGAGCGCCACGCCGCAGGAGCAGCAACGGGCAGAGGACAUUACCAGGUUAUAA